GAACUUCGCAUCAAGUCUAUACAUCCCAAAUCUCUGCCGCGUGCCCAGGCAUCCUGGUAUCACCUGCAUUGCAUGACAUAACCUAGCAUGAUCUCUGUUUACAUUUCCAAUUCACGGGAAAACGGCCAAGCCAAUGGACGAUCAAAGAAGGCAAUCCUUGGUUUCUCUAAACCUGAAUGAGCGGCAGGGAUUCAGCCCUUCCCAUAUGGCAAAGAGCAACCCUCUCGGCCCCGAAGAGCAUCGCGCAGAUGCUGAAUUGUCAGACUACUCAAUGGGUAAUAGUACAUAAUCGCGCCGACGGGUGAAUGCGCGGACA
Molecule: messenger RNA, 316 nt
Organism: Aspergillus welwitschiae
Lineage: Eukaryota; Fungi; Ascomycota; Eurotiomycetes; Eurotiales; Aspergillaceae
Exons: 2
Coding region: 134-289 (51 amino acids)
Source: RefSeq, a predicted model, not a curated record